Molecule: messenger RNA, 2593 nt
Organism: Chara braunii
Lineage: Eukaryota; Viridiplantae; Streptophyta; Charophyceae; Charales; Characeae
Source: the annotation of a GenBank genome assembly
GCCGCUCAAAGUUGGGGCUUUCCCUACGUUUUUGUUUUUCCUGCCCGUGCGCAAGAUCUGCUCUGGAGACGAACAUCUGUUCGCAAGCGUUUCUGAAGAAGACUGGGGCGGGCAUAGCGGCGCGCGUCCGAAGGCUCGCGAGGGCAAGAAAGGAGAGCGGAGAUUGCGCUCGUGCAGGGGGCUGUGAGGCGGAGCGAGACAGAGACAAGCUGAGGAGGAAGGACAACCAACGAGAGCGUGGAUAUGGAGGUGGAUGGGGAAGAGAAGCAGGAGAAGCAGAGGAAAAAGAAGGGCUUGCAAUCGCCUGAUAUGGACAAUGGGGGAAAGAAGAGCGGUGAACUGCCGCCUCAUCUCGAGUUCCGUAGGACACGUGUCUUGUGCAAAAAUGAUUAUCCCACUUAUGCGCAGGGAACACACUACUCUGGAGUGUACAUGUCUCUAGGUGUGGACAACAGUCUGAACAUGGAAGAGUUUCAGAAAAACUUGAGAGUUGAGGUCAAGAAGUUGACGAAUGAGGAAAUGGUUUUUGAUUUGAUUGGAAUCGAUGCUGCAAUUGCCAAUGCUUUUCGACGCAUUCUUAUUGCGGAGGUUCCUAUGAUGGCCAUCGAGAAAGUUUACAUUGCGAACAACACGUCUAUAAUCCAAGAUGAGGUCUUAUCACAUAGGCUAGGCCUUGUGCCGCUCAAAGCAGAUCCUCGCCGCUUUGAUUUUAAAACAGAUGAGGAGCUUGCCAGCGAGAAGAACACUAUUGUCUUCAAGCUGCAUGUGAAGUGUGUCCGGAGAGGUGAACGGGUUAUCAACUCCCGAGUGUAUUCUAGUGAGUUGAAGUGGUUGCCGAAAGGGAGUGAGUAUCCACCGGAACAAAAACAGAAGUUUACGGCAUUUUCUGCAUCACAGGAAGAGAAGUUCGCGGAUGAUCCCAUUCAACCAUUCUAUUCUGACAUCAUACUCGCCAAAUUGAGACCGGGGCAGGAAAUCGAAUUGGAGGCACAUGCCGUCAAAGGGAUGGGGAAGACACAUGCUAAGUGGUCUCCUGUUGCAACGGCAACUUACCGCAUGCUGCCAGAGGUAGUGCUGAAGGAGGAAAUUAAAGGCGAGAUGGCAGAGGAAUUGGUCAAGAAGUGCCCAGCAAAAGUUUUUGAUAUCGAGGAUUUGCCAGUGAAGGGUGAGAAACGAGCUUGUGUGGCACGCCCUAGAGACUGCACGUUGUGCAGGGAGUGCAUACGUGAGGACGGUUGGGGCGAGCGUAUUCAAUUGCACCGUGUGAAGCAUCACUUCAUAUUCUCCAUAGAAUCAACAGGUGCAUUGCCACCAAAUGUGUUGUUCACAGAGGCAGUCAAGAUUUUGUCGGACAAAUGCGAAAGGAUUCUUUCAGAAAUUACCUAGCUAAGUUGGCUUAGCAGUUCCUGGGCACUUGGGUUCUUUGAACUUCUUUUGCCUUGCUCUCCAGUACCCUUCUCCCUCUGUAGUAUGCAUCUUGCCCUUUCUUCACUCUCUCAUGUUCUAAUCCUCCCUCUCUCCUGUUCCUCGUUUCUCAUGUUCGAAUCCUUCCAUCUACUUGAGAUUGUUCUCACAGCAGAGAGUAAAUCAUGUAUCUAGACUCUAGAGUGAGUCUUUUGUAUUUUCCGAAUUUUCUUUUUCUUGUGCUGUGGGUACUGUCGCCUUUGUGUUCCAAUCCUUUGUUUCAAUUUGUUUUGAUUUCCACACGCUUUGCUGCUGUGUGGCGGUUACCUUCAGCAACUCCUCCUCUGGAACUCUCAGCUUCAGAAGGAACGCUUGCCUUUGUUAGAAUUUGGGACCAUUGGUCCAUCGGAAAAAAAAAAGAAGAAAGAAUUUUGUUUGGACGAUUGACAUCCCAUUGUUGCUUGGCUGCAUCCCUGGAAGCCUUCUAUUUUUGUGUAGCUGGAGUCGGUUUUCCAUCUUCCCAAUGCCUAUCCUCUGAUCGACGUGAUCGUAUGAUUUGCAGCGAGUUGAUAUUGUAGAUACAGCUGGCGUAAUGUGAUUUACGGUCAUGGUUUGGGGGCUACAGAUAGUAGUUCUCUUUUAAAAGGAACUCUACUUUACUCUACUUCGCGACCAGGGGGGUCUUAAGUGAGCCGAUCUUCCGGUUGCCGAGUUACGCGAUUCUGUGACUUCUUUAGCCUCGUCCAGUGCUAUGCCGUGCUCCGCACGGUGGCAUUUCUACUCAGUUUCGGCAAAGUGCGCAAGCACUGAAUGAAUUGGGGCAUUUUAUUUUGUAUACGCUCGCACUUGCAAAACGAAGGCAGUGGCAAAAGCAAAUGGCCGGGGCGGGAUCAGCAUCUGUCUCAGGCCAUCGAGUAACCAGAGUGAUUAGGUCGAUCAGACGAGGAGGAGGAGGAUCGGAGGAGGCGUGUAGUGUGGAUCAGAAAGGGGAGAAAAGGGCUAUAGGGUAGCGUCACAUGGAUCGCAGAUGUGGGGAUCGCCAGAGCAGACGCUUGGCAUCUGAUCGCCAGGGGCAAUGCAAUUUAAGGAAAACAGAUUACCGUUUUUUUUUUUUGUUUGUUUGUUUGACGAUGUCUAUAAAAUUAUAAAUAUUAUACAUGUAUAGUUGAAAUGAACCCAUGCCACGUUC